AUGGUUGCCGUCUACGGGAUAUGGCAACACACUAACUCCCUCAAACAAAAUAAGGCAUGGAUCUUUCCGUUGGGAUAUAUCGCCAUCUUCGCCUUAUCACUUCUGUGGCAAUCGCUCCGUAUCAUUUACCGUAACACAGGUCCCGGAAAACAGCGCACCAAGCUUGUCAUGCAUUCGCAUCCAGGCAGAGUUGCGUGUCUGACUGUCUUGGUUCCUCGUCCCUGGGCUGUAUCUUCCGGGGAACGUGUUACCUUGACCAUCCCGGGCCUUGGUCUAUUCUAUCUGUUCCAAUCACACCCGUUUGCCAUAAGCUGGUGGGAGGAUGGCGACACAGGCAAGGCGGUCUCGAUUUCACUCCUUCUCCGACCACGCUCCGGCUUCACCAAAAGAAUAUUUGACCGCCUGGAGUCGGGCCGGGUGUACACGGCGUGGAUUGAUGGCCCAUUUGGUCCAAGCACCGUCGGUGCAUGCGCCUUCUCCUCGCGAUUAGGUGAUUACGGGCAUAUCUUCAUGGUGGCCACGGGGAUCGGAAUUGCAGCUCAGCUACCGUACGUGAAAGAGUUGUUAAACAGGCAUCGACAGGCGCGGGUUCGAACCCAGCGCAUCUCCCUUGUUUGGCAACUGGACCAGCAAGACGACUGGGAAUCUGCUCGUGACUGGUUGCAGGCACUCGUGAAGCAAGACGCAGGAUAUCUUCUACGAGUGAAAGUAUACGAUGCUCAACAAUCGGCCUCAACCGUGGAUCCGCAGCUCUUUGGCAGCCAUGAACUGAUUGAGACGCAUGGAGGCGUCGCCAACUGGGAGGAGGAGCUGAGGAUUGAAGUAGACCAACAGAAAGGUCAAAUGCUGGUUACAGAGGAAGCCACUGGCUGCCCAAUCAAGCCAUCCGCAGUGCGUUUGAAGGCCACCGAGGAGCUCAAUUACAUAUGGAAGAUCGACGACCCCGCUAUCAAGCCGCUGUUUGACAAGCACCUGAGCAAGCACUCAACCGGGGCUUAUAUUCAACUAUGCCAGGAAGUUGGCAAUUCCUUCCACGCUCUUAGCUGCGACAGUUUGCAAUCGCAACUGUCGAAAGAGUCCUUGGCCGACCAACUCGAUCAGGCUGUUGGAGAAAAGACGGAACUAGAGGCGAGACUAGAAACAGUCGAAAAGCACCUUAUCACUCUGCAGCAGUCCAAAAUAGAGCUGGAAGGAGAGGUACGGAAUCAAAAAUCCAUUAAUCAAAUGGCAGUACAGGAAACCCAGCAUUGGAUGUCAAUGGCAGAAUACUAUCAUUAUGAGUCUUUACGUUACUCCGAAGCUCUCGAGCAGAUCUUGUCAUUUGCGCAGAGCGUUAGAUCGGAUCUCAAAACUGUUUCCUAA
This is a messenger RNA of Aspergillus melleus, 1362 nucleotides long. RefSeq names its product NADPH oxidase family protein. Gene Ontology annotation, cellular component: plasma membrane. Gene Ontology annotation, biological process: copper ion import; iron ion transport; intracellular iron ion homeostasis. The record is from RefSeq and is a predicted model, not a curated record. The transcript has 4 exons. NCBI's taxonomy places the organism in Eukaryota, Fungi, Ascomycota, Eurotiomycetes, Eurotiales, Aspergillaceae. Gene Ontology annotation, molecular function: ferric-chelate reductase activity. The coding region runs from base 1 to 1362 and encodes 453 amino acids.